GAAGGCCAUGACGGCUACAGCCGAAUCUUUGAUGACUCAUAGCUAGUCGUCCGCCUUCCAUCAAGUGUAAUCUCGACCGCAGCAACUUUGCAAUGCGCGUUGUUUACUUAUGUAUACAGUGCGAUAAAUACGAUCAUUUUCGAGCGAAUUAUCUAAUUUCUUGUUAUAAUUUUUGAGUUUCUUUUGUAAAACUUUCUUAUUGUUUUGUUUACAUUUUUAUAUUGUUGAAAUUUCACAAUUAUUACUGUUUUUAAACAUCGUUAAAAGAUUUUAGUGUUAGCAAUGCCGGACCGUUGUUGUGUGCCUGCUUGCAAGUCUAAUUAUACAUCAAAAGCUGCUAGUGUCGAGUAUGUCAGUGUUUUUAAAUUUCCUAGAAAUGAGGAAAGGAAGAAAUUGUGGCUACGUAAAAUCCCUCGGCAAAACUUUACACCAUCUAAACAUUCAGUGGUGUGCGAAAAGCAUUUCCAAAAUCAUAUGAUCAUCAGGGAAGAAGAUUUUACAGACUCCAAAGGAAUCACUCAUAAAAUAAAACGAGAACGCCCUAUUUUAACUGAAGAUGCAUAUCCAUGCAUAUUUGAUGGAUGUCCCCCUUAUUUGAGUGAAAUAAAAACUACUCAGAGAUCCAGUAGAGAUGAAAAAAGACUCAAAAUGGACAGUGAGAUGAUUUCAUCAUUUGUGAAAGAUGAUCAGAUUUCUAAUUUUAAGGAAUUUGUGAAUGAAUUUUCUGCAAAGAUGGAAAACUUCUUGCGUAGAGAAAAUCUGCUUGUUUACCAAGCUGAGUCAAAAUUUUUUGUUCUUUAUAUGAGUUAUGAUCCUUCUCCAGUUGUGCUAAAAAGUAUUAUAGUUCACCUGCACCAUAUUUUAAACAGCUCGACUAAAGUAAGUUUAUGGAGUGAACUAGAAAAUGUAUGCAGUUUUAUUUAUAAUUUUUCUGUGGAAAAUAAUGUCGAAUCCUCCAAGGAUAUGUAUUCUGCCGCUGUUGAAGUAUGGGAUCAGUUUGUGCAAGCAGAAGCAUGUGAGGAAUUUUCUUUUGAGGUGUUCGUUUCGGAGCAGUUAAAGCUUCACAAAAAAUCACCAAAUAGUCGAAGGUAUAGUCCUCACUUGACAACGCUAGCCUAUUCUUUGUACAUUAAAUCGGCUGCCUGCUACGAAGAGCUUCGUCAAAGCCAGAUAAUUUAUUUGCCAUCUAUUAGACAUCUAAAACGAUUAACUUCCUUCCUCAGCUUAUCACCAUCUACAAACAAUGUUAAUAAUGUUAGUUACUUAACAAAAAAAUGCCAAAGCCUUUUAGCUCAUGAGAAAACUGUAAGCUUAUUAAUUGAUGAAGUACAUGUAAAACCUGCAAUUUCUUACAAGGGCAAAGCUUUGUAUGGUUUUGCUGAAAAUGCUGUUAAUACUGAGNAGAGUAUUUAUAGCAUUAUUUAA
Molecule: messenger RNA, 1425 nt
Organism: Parasteatoda tepidariorum (common house spider)
Lineage: Eukaryota; Metazoa; Arthropoda; Arachnida; Araneae; Theridiidae
Source: RefSeq, a predicted model, not a curated record